UCUUACGUCAUCAGCCAGCUCCAGAAAGCUCUCCUGUGUGAGCGGCGGCGGCGGCUGCUACUUCCAGACCAGCCAGCGGAAACAAACAGCCACAUUGUAGCCGCUGGGUGAAACGCGGCUGUAGGCGACGCGGGUCAGCUAUUAUUACACACGCAGCCGUGCGCACGUCUGGAUGUGUGCAGAGGGAGUGCGCGUUUUGCAUUGACAGUCUUAUGCAAGCCACCCUGCGCACAGGCACGAUGUCCGACGCUGCUACUUCCACAGACAACAACGGAGACUCCGGACUAAAUGGGUCCUGGGUGGAGUUGGAGAUGAACAGAGGCGCAGCUGGCUCGGCUCAGUCAUCUUCUACAGCAGGUCCAGCUCCCGGUCUGUUGCCCCUUCCUCAGGUGGAGGAGGAGGAGGAGGCCAUAGUGGGAGGGCUGGAGCACGUCCCCUCCUCAUCCUCCAUUCACAAUGGAGACAUGGAGAAGAUCCUAUUGGAUGCCCAGCAUGAGUCGAGCCGCAGCAAUUCCUCCUGUGACAGCCCCCCACGGCCCCACAGUCCCCAGGAUGACGGACAGAUCAUCUUCGAUGUGGACGUGACCAGCAGAAGAGACAGCCAAUCAGAGGAGGAUGCCCUGGACAAGGAGAGGGACAUGGACAUCCUAAUGAAGGACGCAGACUGGGUGGCUGACUGGUCCAGUCGACCGGAAAACAUUCCACCCAAGGAGUUUCACUUCCGUCACCCCCGGCGCUCAGUAACACUCAGCAUGAGGAAGACUGGGGCGAUGAAGAAAGGAGGCAUCUUCUCCGCUGAGUUCCUCAAAGUCUUCAUCCCCUCGCUGCUACUAUCACACAUCCUCGCUCUGGGACUCGGAGUCUACAUUGGGAAGAGGUUGACCACGCCACCUGCAAGCUCUUUCUGAGCCUGAAACUGAAGAAGUGCCUGAGAAGUGGCCAUGACUUGUUGGGGAAUUUUUUUGCUGUUGUGAGAGGAAUGCCCAUCUCUCCUCCAACUCCCCCCUUUUUCUCUUUUUCCUGUCCCUCUGCUCCCCCUGUCCUGCCCCUGCCUCUCCUCCCUGGCCCUGAGAUAUGACAUGUUCUCAGGAAAAAAUGCAUUGCCUUUUCCUCCUCCUUCCCCCCUCUUUCUUUAUCGGUCUUUCUCUGACUGUCUGUAGAUAAUCCCUUGUCCCCCUAUAUCCUUCACUCAUUUGUAUAAGCUUUUCAAGGAACGAAUGAGGUCACAUUUUCCUUUCCCCAGUGAUUGGGUGUAUUACUGUUUAUAAUGGAUGGGUUUUGUGAGAAGGGCGCAGCAUUAAACCAAACCAAACUCUUCUACUACAUGCUAUCCUGGUGCCCUUCGAUUACCUGCUAACAAGGGGGCACUGUCCAGUUUAGAAAAAAAGAGAAAUGACCUGAGAUUGUGCCACCUACUUCAGUAGCCCAACACUCGAUCUUGAAAGGGUUCAACCAAAUUCAGAGAGUCGGCUACGUGAACUGAUAAUGUGAGCAUGCCUUUGAAAGUAGCCAUUUUGUUCAUUAUGACAAAUACAUUUACUUUAGAAAAUAUCGUCUUCUUUUUUUUAAUUUAUUUUACACCAUUGGUGGGUUAUUGAGAAGACCUAAGUUGUGAUUAUGAAAGUAGUGGCUGGCCGUCCCGGUCCACAACAAGCACUCACAAAACAGAAACUGAGGGAGUCUUUGGCUUCGUCUGCCAGAAGAGAGAGAGAAAGAGAGAGAGAGAGAGAGAUUUAUGUGACGCUAUUUCAUCUCUUCUGUGAUGAAAAGCGGCAAAAUUCACCUCUAUCCAGUUCUUUAUCUUAACGGAAAGUUGCAAAGUGACAAUAACUGGAAGCCAGUGAGUAGAUUUUUUGAUGUGCAUGCAGUCGGUCUAUACCUCUUGGUGUACACUCACAUGCAGUAUUUUGUGGUUGGGUUUUGGGUAACAGCACUGUGGGGUCCAGAAAGGUUCAGAUGUCCGUCAGUCCUCGUGUGUCGAUGUUGUCAUUCCAGUGUAACUCAAGCCUCCUGGGUUGCCCUCAACAUAUCAUACGCUAGUCUGGUCCUGUUUCUACUGACUGAGGCCUGCCAACACUGAACAGCUCCCUCCCUUACUAAACACUUUAUUGCAGAUCGGGCAUGAUGGCGCUGUACUGAUCAUAUUUGGGGGGUAAUUUUAUAGUCUGUAAUCAGUAUAGUUAAAGAAAAAGUCCCAGUCAGUGGUAGCCAGCCCUAUGUCUUGAUACUGAAACCCUUAUCUGCUGAAAUUUAAGCAAAACAAGCCGAGACGCUUCAUCCCACUGCAAACAAAGCAAAAAUGACUCCAGAGUCUGAACUCAAGACAGGCAGAACGUACCAGCCACGACUGCUAACAAACCGUACUCAUGAUUGUUUAACAGCCAAAGCGUGGCAACUUUCAGUCGAUUUUUAAAGGGAGGUUUGUUUCUACCUAAAAAAAAAACUACAUUUGUUAACACAGGUACUUGGCUAGCAUGUUGAGUGAGGUCGUGUACUCCUACAGCAUGAUGGAAAAGCUUAAUUAUAGUGCUCCGACAUAGGCUUCACUGCAGUAUCUCUAAGGUUACAGGGGUUAUAGUUUGAUAGCGGUGUGUUUCGUUUAGCUCUCAAAGUAUAGUUGUCAUGGCCAGACCGAAGUCAAACAGUAUUUGCAAAUGUUUUAUUUUAUUUUGUUUUAUGGCUUGUCGCAGCCUACGUUGGUGUCACAUGAGCAGGGUUGCCAUAUAAAAGGAUAUAAUGAGUGCCAGAAGUAUACUUAACAAGACGUUCAAAUGCUUUUCUAUGUGACUGACAGCUAGGUGAAGCUACUAUGUGAAGUAACAUUUGGCAUUACACGAAGGUUAAAGCAAAAGUUUAAAGAGCUGUUGGUAAAUACUGUUUGGCCCUAGGUCUACUCAGGACGCCACCUCUGACUGCCAACAGGGACUGGAGUCUGGUUUUACCCGAAAGGACUCCGUUCUGUAAACCAUGUGCCUCAUUGUCCCCCCACAAACAGCCACUGAGUUUACUUUGGUCUCACUGUCUGCAGCUCAGCCACAGAGAUACUGCACUGUUAUUUUGUGCCACAAAGCUGUUUCUGCCUGUGUUUGUACAUGCGACUUUUGAAUGAGGUAUUUUGGAUUGUUCCUUUGUGUUUGGUUUGUUGUGUGUUUAUCUGUUGUGUUUUGUUUGUUUGUUUUUUUUUUUUGUUUUGUUUUCUGGAAUUGGAGACAGAUUUUGAAUCGAAGAGCAGGAGCAGUCGUUGAAAUUGAACAUCCUGAAGUUUGACGAAGAUCAUGUUCUCUUUCAAACCGAGAUAUAGGUGUGAAAAAACAAAACAAAACAUUAAUACUGAGGGCAUGGCCUAAUGUCAGUGGAAAAUGAAAGGUGUAGAAAAAAGAUCUCCCUCAGACUGUGAUGGUACAGUGUAACAGUAGUUAUUGUAAUGACAUAUUUGCUUUAAAUUUGUUUUUCCCUCUUCACUGGAAAAUUGAUAAACAUUUUGUCAUUAAAGAUUACCUGAAUGAAGCAA
Myripristis murdjan (pinecone soldierfish) is the source of this 3511-nucleotide messenger RNA. It is a transcript of the gene bnip3lb, whose product is annotated as BCL2 interacting protein 3 like b. The transcript is spliced from 6 exons. Gene Ontology annotation, biological process: mitochondrial outer membrane permeabilization; positive regulation of apoptotic process; defense response to virus. Lineage: Eukaryota; Metazoa; Chordata; Actinopteri; Holocentriformes; Holocentridae. Bases 213 to 908 code for a protein of 231 amino acids. The record is from RefSeq and is a predicted model, not a curated record. Gene Ontology annotation, cellular component: endoplasmic reticulum; mitochondrial envelope; nuclear envelope.